Gossypium raimondii (Peruvian cotton) is the source of this 1113-nucleotide messenger RNA. RefSeq names its product GDSL esterase/lipase At1g71250. Bases 1 to 1065 code for a protein of 354 amino acids. NCBI's taxonomy places the organism in Eukaryota, Viridiplantae, Streptophyta, Magnoliopsida, Malvales, Malvaceae. The transcript has 3 exons. The record is from RefSeq and is a predicted model, not a curated record. Gene Ontology annotation, molecular function: hydrolase activity, acting on ester bonds.
AUGGAAGGAUUUGCUUUGUUUAUGGUUGCACUUGUUUCAAUGGGCAUCACCAACCUAGCAAUGGUUCCUGAGAAAACAAGUCGGAAUGUGUCUGCUAUGUACGUGUUGGGUGAUUCUUCUGUGGAUUGUGGCUCCAACACUCUCUUUUACCCUAUCAUCCAUUUAAAUCUUUCCUUACUUCCUUGUAAUGGUUCCAAUUCCAUCCUUCUUCCCUAUCUUCUUGCUAAGAAAAUGGGUUUACCAUACGCCGAGCCAUUCUACGCCCAGAACGGAACCAUCGAUGGCUUGCUAAACGGUGUGAACUACGGUGCAGCCCACGCAACAAUCCUUAGCCCCACUAGCCUUAGCCACCAGUCUCUUAACCACCAGCUAAGGCAAGUAUUCGAGACGGUUCAACUAUUGGAACUUCAACUCGGCCAUGAAAGCUCUCGCCAUUUCAUCAGAUCCUCCCUCUUUUACCUCGCAUUCGGCAAAGAUGACUACAUAGAUCUCUUUCUCCGCAAUUUCUCAGGUGUAAUGGCUGAAUACAAUGGCCCUCAAUUUGCUGAAAUUUUAGUUAACCAAAUGGUACAUGCAGUGAUGAACCUGUAUGAUAUGAAUGUGAGAAAAGUUGUAUUAAUGGGGAUACUGCCUUUGGGAUGUGCUCCAAGUUUACUGUUCCAAUGGCACAUUGAUGAUGCAACAGGCUGCGUUGAGAUGAUAAAUGAAGUGGUUUUGAGGUAUAAUGUACUGCUAGAAAAGAGCAUUGUUAGGCUCAAUGAAGAGUUGCCUGAUGCACAUCUCGUCUUUUGUGAUCUUUACCAAGGAGUCAAGAAGAUCAUAACUUAUCCACAUUUCUUCGGAUUUGAGGAUGCAAAGAAUGCAUGCUGUGGGCUUGGUUUGUAUGGUGCAGAGAUUGGGUGCGUGACUUCAGAUAUAGCCUGCAACACUGUUUCAGCAAAUGUGUGGUGGGAUCUCUAUAACCCAACACCCAAAGUUAACUCAUUGCUUGCUGAGUCAACAUGGUCCGGUCAACAACUCCUCUCCAACAUUUGCCGUCCAACUACAAUCCGUGGUCUGGUUUAAUCUUCAGUGUCCCCUCCCACUUGACCCUCCUCACUCAUCUUCACCAUU